Molecule: messenger RNA, 2132 nt
Organism: Hypoxylon fragiforme
Lineage: Eukaryota; Fungi; Ascomycota; Sordariomycetes; Xylariales; Hypoxylaceae
Product: 26S proteasome subunit P45 family protein
Exons: 2
Coding region: 567-1736 (389 amino acids)
Biological process (GO): proteasome-mediated ubiquitin-dependent protein catabolic process
Cellular component (GO): proteasome regulatory particle, base subcomplex
Molecular function (GO): proteasome-activating activity; ATP binding; ATP hydrolysis activity
Source: RefSeq, a predicted model, not a curated record
GCGAACCAGUUAUCUUGUCUGAUAGGAAUACAUAACUAUCAUUAAAAAUCAAUGCACGUUUAACGUUGCACUUGUUACGGACGGAGCCCUGGAGAGACAUGCAUUUUGGACCCACCCCCAUUUGGAGAUUCAAAGUUGACAAGGACAGGCGGGACCCACUAUAGUCAGUUAGUGCCCACAUCAUGGAUGCACCCGUGAUCUCCAAUGUUGGCCUUGGAGUUUAGUACCGGAACUUUAGAAUUCCCGUCAUUCCGGAACGCGUUUGCUGCAACUGCCUUGAAUUACCUAAGCUGGAAGCUUGAAUCUACUGUACCCUUGUCGGACAUCUGGAGUUCAUCAUUGGCGCAUUCUUUUUACUUACUACCUACCUAGUAGUACUUACGAGCCUUGAGGUACAUACAAUAAUAAUACCUAGCCUUAUUACUCUACCACCACAUUAUCACUUUGCCGCAUCAUCAACAUUCAAAAUCCACAUCUACAAUUCCCACCACCCAAUUUACCCUCCAUACCCUCUACAACAUCCGAUUCGCAAACGAAAUACCACUCCCAAAGGAGUUCCAGCAAUCAUGGCGCUCGACAACUACUACCACAAUAAGAUCGAGGCCAUGAAGCUCGAGAUCCUCAAGGGUCAAGCUGUCCUCCGACGUCUCGAAGCCCAGCGAAACGACUACAAUUCGAGGGUGCGGUUACUACGAGAAGAGCUGGGUCUCUUGCAACAGCCUGGAUCGUAUGUUGGUGAGGUGGUGAAGGUGAUGGGGACGAAGAAGGUUUUAGUGAAGGUGCAUCCAGAGGGCAAAUAUGUCGUCGAUGUCGCCGAUACGGUAGAAAUAGCAAAACUCACCGUGGGCAAACGAGUGACCCUUCUAUCCGACAGCUACAAACUCGAGAAAAUCCUCCCAUCCUCGGUUGAUCCUCUAGUAUCUCUCAUGAUGGUAGAAAAGGUGCCCGACAGCACAUACGACAUGAUUGGUGGUCUGGAUCAGCAGAUCAAGGAAAUCAAGGAGGUCAUCGAGCUAGGCCUAAAGCACCCCGAACUCUUCGAAUCCCUCGGUAUCGCUCAACCGAAAGGUGUGCUUCUCUACGGACCCCCUGGAACGGGAAAGACGCUGUUGGCUCGAGCUGUCGCACAUCACACCGACUGCAAGUUCAUCCGAGUCUCUGGUUCAGAACUUGUGCAGAAGUAUAUCGGCGAGGGUUCUCGCAUGGUUCGUGAGCUCUUCGUCAUGGCCCGCGAGCACGCACCUUCCAUCAUCUUCAUGGACGAAAUCGACUCCAUCGGUUCCUCGCGAGUAGAAGGUUCGUCCGGUGGUGACUCCGAAGUGCAGCGGACAAUGCUGGAGCUUCUAAACCAGCUCGACGGCUUCGAGCCCACCAAGAACAUAAAGGUUAUCAUGGCGACGAAUCGCCUCGACAUCCUCGACCCCGCGCUGCUCCGGCCCGGCCGCAUCGAUCGCAAGAUCGAGUUCCCCCCGCCGUCCGUCGAGGCCCGCGCCGACAUCCUGCGCAUCCACAGCCGCAAGAUGAACCUCACGCGCGGCAUCAACCUGACCAAGAUCGCCGAGAAGAUGAACGGCUGCUCCGGCGCCGAGCUGAAGGGCGUCUGCACCGAGGCCGGCAUGUACGCCCUCCGCGAGCGCAGGGUUCACGUCACACAGGAGGACUUCGAGCUCGCGACCGCCAAGAUCCUCAACAAGCACGACGACAAGGAGGUCUCGCUCCAGAAGUUCUGGAAGUAGACUGUAUCGCAAGCUACUUUUUUACGCGAGCAAGCUGCAUGUGCUCUUUACGGCUUGGGUUUUACAGAACGUGGCCGCAGCCUGGUUUACUAGGACUAGGGUGUGCCGGUUUACACGAAGGAAUGCCUUACGUACCUAGGGUACCUUACCUACCUACUAAGUAGGUAUUCUAGGGCGUGACACACAGGGGGAUUUAGGUACCAUGGAUGGGCUCCAGUGACUCGACAUAAACAUAAAAGGAGGUCAUGUCCUUUUUCUUAUCUUAUUAUUGAGGAACGUGUACAAUAAACCAUAAAUCCCUAGAGAUGAGAUGAUUAGGACUUACAAUACAAGGCGAGAAGGGGCGGGACGGGGGCGAGGUCUAUUAAUAAAGGUCCUCGCUUUUGUUUCACUUGA